This is a messenger RNA of Papilio xuthus (Asian swallowtail), 5298 nucleotides long. Its product is annotated as MATH and LRR domain-containing protein PFE0570w. The record is from RefSeq and is a predicted model, not a curated record. Lineage: Eukaryota; Metazoa; Arthropoda; Insecta; Lepidoptera; Papilionidae. Gene Ontology annotation, molecular function: oxidoreductase activity. The coding region runs from base 244 to 5238 and encodes 1664 amino acids. The transcript is spliced from 14 exons.
UUAAUGAUUCAGUCGUAUGUUACGUAAAGUAAGUUUUGUAUGCCGGAAUGUACUAUUCCAGUUUUUAAUAAAGUAAUUCAUUGAUAAUAGGCUCUUGCUAAAAGAUUAUACGUAAUUUUGACACGUUGUUUAUCACAAAACAUCAUAUUAUGUAAACCAAUGAAAUCAUUAUGUUUCAAUUGAAUUUAUUUAUCAAUUAUUAAUUGUUCGAUUGUUUCUUUUUAUCAAAGAUAAGAGUUUAUUAUGCAAGAUAUAGGACACAGUUCUUUGUUGAAGUUCUUCGUGAAAAAUACCAUGUCUGAGAAAAACAUUGAAUCGAAUGUACCAGGCGAGCAUAACAUCAGAGAAGUUAACGAAGAAUUCAAGGAAAAACAGACCAAUGACGAUAAAGCUCAAACGUCAAGCAUUGAUAAGCAAAAUGAUUCCUUAAGCAUAGGGAAUACGUCUGAAAUUGCAACAGCAGAUUUUACUCUAUCUCCAGUCAUAACGGUUACUAAGAACGAAGCGACAUUCACUAAAGGGGAUUUGAAGCUGCAAAAAGUCACCGUUACGGAGGACAUAUCGCAUAUAUCAACGAAUAAUGAAGGCGAAAACACAUUAAAUAGACGUUUAACUUAUGAAAUGCAUACUUCAAUAACACAACCAAAAAGUACAAAUGAUGGACCAAAAGAAGAUAAAACACCAGACUCUAACAGAUUAAAAUCCAAGAUACCUAUGUCAAGAUUAAGACAAGCCGUUAAUAAAGUUAAAAAUGAUAUCAAAGAAAAAAAGAGACUCGAAAAAGAAAAACAAAUUGCCAGUUCUUCACGUAAAUCAUCAAUCCCAAGACUGAAAGAUAGUAAAAUACCAUCAACUAAAGAUACUAUUAAAAAAGAAGAAACCACAGUGAGAGCAGAUGAAGAAUUCGAUAGAAUAUUCCAAGAAUUAAAUCCAAUUGAAGAUGCAUCUAUGGAGUUCAGCUUUGAGGAAAUAAUGCAUGCAUAUGAAGAUAAUAAAAUAACGCAAACAGACACAGACAAAAGACAAUCAAUGAUACCAUUAUUAAAAAGAAAAAGCGAACAUGAAAUCGAAAUACCAAAAACAAAAGAGAAACAAACAUUAAAAAAGAGUAAUUCCGUUGAUACCAAAAUAAAUACAACUUUAAAUCAAGGUAUUACAGGGAGGAUUGUAUCAGAACAAACAAAAAAUACUGAAAUAUAUAAAAUAGAAAAAGAAACUAAUAAAAUAACAAAUAACAAUACUAUAGUAUUCAAAAAUCAAACAUCAUUAUCAAACAUAGAUGUUCAAAAUCAAAUAAAAUCUAACCAAUUCAAAGAAACUAUAAAAAUCGCUACCCCUGUCUUUGAUAUCCAAACUACAGGAAGUACAAAUGAAGUAGAAGACUUAACUCAAGAUAUAACAAUCACUAAAAACCUUAAUUUCGAUAAAGAAACAGUCUCAAAGAUCUAUAAAAUCGAUUUCACUGAAAAUAAUUUCGAUUCUUUAGAUAUGACAAUAUUAAAUGAAUAUAAUGAAUCGAAAAACAUUACAAAAGAAAACUCACAAACUUUGAAAUCUACUAAAACAUUUGAAAGAGCUAAUUACGAAGAAAACCUUAAUAUUGAGUCAAUCAGCGAAAUUAAAGCAAAACAAACAACAGAAAAUAACAAUUUAAGUAAAUUAACAUUCGAACAAUCAUUAAAAACAAAAGAAACAAGUGAAAAUAUUGAAAUCGGUCGUGAAUCUUUAGUUCAACAAGUUUCAUUAGAAAAAAACGAAAUCACAGAGACAAAAGCUAUGAAUAUUAAUACAAAAACAUCAACAAUAUUUGUAGAAGAGACCAAUAAUUAUGUAACUGCAGAAAUUUCUAACCAAUCCGCUAAAAUAAACGAAAGACACGAAAAGCAAGAAUUACACGAUACCAAAACAAUUGAAUUUGAAACUAAUCAGAGUAUUGUCAGAGAAAUGUCACUUGAAGAAAAUAAAACAAUAAAUAAUUUGACUUUAGAAUCAACAAAAUCUUUAAAAACAGAUAAAGAAAAUAGUACAAAACAAACACUAUUAGAAAAGAGUAACAUUGAAACUAACAACGUUGGCACUUUAAGACAAGUUUCACUUGAAGACGAUGCUUUGAAAUCAAAAACUAAAAUUAUAAAUUCAGAAACAUUAAUACAAAAGACAUCUGAAAGAAAUGAAAGGGAAAAUCUUCAUAAAGUGAUGGAUAAAAUAGAAAACUUUGAAUAUAAAACAUCUACAUCAAACAGCUUAAGUAUACCUUCGAUAAAAUCGUUAGAAACAAAUGAAUCAUCAGACGAGAAACAAAAUGAAAUUCUAGAUAAAACCUCAUUUAAAGAUUCAAACGAAAAUUCAAAUAUAGAAAUGUCGAUAGAAUGUUUAAAAAACAAAAGAAGUAAAAGUACAAAACUUGAAGAACUGUCACGUAGAUAUGAAAAUAUCGAAUUUGAUAUCGUGAAAAAAGUAGAAGCAAAUAAAAAUAUAGAAAACAAAACCACAAUUGAUAGUAAUAAAAAUUAUACAGCAACAACUAAUAUGCGAAUAAUAGAAGAAAUUAGAAACAAGAACGACCAAUCAUCAAAUAAAGACAAUAUAAAAUCUAACAAAUCUGUUACAGUUUCAGCUAACAAACAUAAAGAAGAAACAGUAAACACGCAACACUCAACAAUAUCAACUGAGUACUUAAACACUAAAUCCAACCAACUAACUAUGAUAAAUACUAAUAUUACAGCUUCCAAUAAGUUAAACAAGACAGACUUACUUAGUAACUCCGCUGGUGCAUCAACCCAAAGUGGCUCUUGGCUUCCAACACAAGAGAUCGCCAAUGUCGCCUGUCUUGCGCCUUCUCCUGCCAGUCCAUCGCUUGUAGAUCCCGCAGAUCCAGCUCUACGGCGUCUCGCCAGCGGUACCUUGGCCGACCGAUGGAUCGACGGCCAGUCGGGGUUCAAGACAGAGACAAAUAACAUAAAAGAUAUAAGAAAAAGUUUAACAAACUUAAAUGUAAAAAAUACUGAGGAAAUAAACACAAUAUAUUCAGAUGUAUUUACAAAAAUGAAUUCACAAAAUAAACAUACAUUUGGAAUGAUAAAAGACGUUAAAGAGAUUAAUUCUAAAACCGAUAAAAACGAAAAUAAUAUUCCUGAAAUUGAUACAGCUAUGGAAGAAGAUAUACCAAUUCUUAAAGGGAAAGUAAACAGAGUUAUACGUAGGAUCAGUUCAAUAGAUAAUUCAAAGUCAGUAGAAAAAAGUUCUAAUGAUUUACCGAAGAAAAAAUCUGUUCUAUCUAAAAUUCAAAUGUUUGAGCGCGGUGAACCAGACGAAGUAUACCCGAAGACAAGAAUCACUAAAUUAGACUCUAAAACUACAAGAAUACCAAAUCCAAUUCGUCAAACGAGCAUUGAAUUAAGAAGACCUAAAAUUGUUAAAGAAAUAUACAAAGAAACAAUUGAAAGUAAAACGAAAUUGAUAGAAAAUACAUCAAAAGAAAUGCAAGAAGAAACAUCUAAUAUUGAAUUUGAAGAUGAAAGACAUUCAUAUAAUAACACGAAAUUGAACGACGAAUCAUAUAAAUAUUGUCAAACUGAUAACAAAUUAUUAAAAACUAAUUUUAAAGUUAAAGAUUUUACGACAGACGUAAGCAAUUCCGUGGAAAGUCAAUCAUUAAGCAAUUCAAAGGCACAUUCGUUUGUUAAACAAAAUAUAUCCCAAAUAUUGCAUAAGGAUAUAGAAACACAUAAGAGUGUAUCAAAUACAUACACGAAAAUAUACACGAAUAAUAAAUUAGAGAAAUCUUUAAUUACUAAAGAAUAUGAAAGCAAUAAUACUAAUAAAAACGAAACGAAUGACAUUAAUAAUGAUAAUUUAAUAUAUAAAGAGAACAAAGCAAAAUCUCUUGAAUAUAUAACACAAAAUUCAACAAUGAUAUCAUACGACAGAUUACAAAGUGACAUAAAAGAUGGAAGAACAGUUUUUGAUACGAGAAGAACAACAUCUGUAGCAGAAUUAGAGAUAGGAGGAGUUGUCAAGGGAAGAGUACACGAAAUGAUUACGAGAAUAAAUUCAAUGGAAAUACUUACACAAGGAAAAAAAGAUGUACAAAAAGAACAACCGAGAAAAAGUUCCGUUUCUGAAAAGAUUGCCUUAUUUGAGGGUAAACUUCCUCCAGUUAAAAUGGAGAAGAGAAAAGAAACAUAUAGAAUGAAGAACGAAACAGAAGUAAGCGUGGAAAAGACAGAAGAAGAAUAUACAAAGAAGAUAAUAGAAUUGAAACACGUGAAGAAUAAUUAUGAAUGUUUAAAUACGGAAUAUUUAGAGUUAAGAGAUAAUUCAGAGAUGCCCGUUAUAGCUUUAGGAACUGCAUUGUUGGACAAACGAUUGAUCAGACACGUGGUUGAAGCCGCCAUAGACAUGGGAUACCGCGCUAUAGACACAGCUUUUAUCUAUGGUAAUGAAAAGGAAAUAGGAGAAGCUAUUAAUAAUAAGAUAAACGAUGGAACUGUCAAAAGGGAGGAUUUGUAUAUAAUAUCAAAACUCUGGAGUACAUACCACCGUAAGGACCUCGUUGAGAAAGCUUGCAGACAGUCACUAAACAACAUGGGACUUGAAUACUUCGAUUUAUACUUAAUACACAAUCCAAUGUCACUAUUGGAAGGUUCAGACCCUCUACCAAAGAUAGCCAACGUACUCCAAUACUCCGUACAUGAUUAUAUGGACGCGUGGCAAGGUAUAGAAGACCUGAUUGUCAAAGGUUUGGUUCGCAGAGGCGGUGUUAGUAACUUCAACUCUGAGCAGGUUCACCGGAUUAUGGAAAAAGGACGGAUUAAGCCUGUUGUUAAUCAGGUGGAAUGUCAUCCGUACUUAAGUCAGGAGCGUCUGGGCGGUUUCUGCGAUGCAUACGGUAUGAGACUGAGUUGCUACGGUGUGUUGGGCUCUAAGGGCACUCCGGCGGAGCACAAAAGCGACCUGCCACCAGUCAUAGACGACCCCCUCGUUUUAGUCAUGUCUGCGGGUUUGGGGGUCACUCCUGGACAGAUGCUAAUCGCUUACCAACUUCACAACAGUAGAAGUGUGGUUAUAAAGGCGACCAGUGCUGCACAUUUAUACGACAAUUUGAAAGCCCAGUUCAUAUCUCUGGAAGAUUCACAUCUUACCGCAUUGAAGAGCCUUAAUAAAAACAAAAGGACUUAUUAUUUAAAAGGUUUGGGAGAAACACACAAGAACUAUCCUUUCUAUAUUGCUUUUUAAACAGACAGAUUAAAAAUUAUUUACAGUAAUUGACAUCAUUUUUUAAUCUAUGAAUUUAUA